AUUCCUGUCCAGCAGGUGGCGGUAAUGCGCCUCUACGGUGAUAUUAAGUACGGCUGUCAGCCCGACGGAAGUAGUAGUAGAAGAAGAGCUUGAUCAUGGAGGAUUUUGUGGCUGUAGAGAAGAGUCCGGAAGACAUGCCGGCGGUCCUGACCUCAAGACCCCAGACGGGACUCUCCUUCUUGGCACCAGAACCAGAAGACCUGGAGGACCUGUACACCAGAUACAAGAAGCUGCAGCAGGAGCUGGAGUUCCUGGAGGUGCAGGAGGAGUACAUCAAAGAUGAACAGAAGAACCUGAAGAAGGAGUUCCUGCACGCUCAGGAGGAGGUGAAGAGGAUACAGAGCAUCCCUCUUGUCAUUGGCCAGUUCCUGGAAGCCGUCGACCAGAACACAGCUAUUGUUGGUUCCACUACAGGAUCCAACUACUACGUGCGCAUCCUGAGCACCAUCGACAGAGAGCUGCUGAAGCCCAACGCCUCAGUGGCUUUGCACAAGCACAGCAACGCUCUGGUGGACGUGCUCCCCCCUGAGGCUGACAGCAGCAUCAUGAUGCUGACGUCAGACCAAAAGCCUGACGUGAUGUAUGCCGACAUUGGCGGGAUGGACAUUCAGAAGCAGGAAGUCAGAGAAGCCGUGGAACUGCCUCUCACACACUUUGAGCUCUAUAAACAGAUUGGCAUCGACCCACCCAGGGGUGUCCUUAUGUAUGGACCUCCAGGCUGUGGCAAGACCAUGUUGGCCAAGGCUGUGGCUCACCACACUACAGCGGCCUUCAUCCGCGUGGUCGGCUCCGAGUUUGUUCAGAAGUAUUUGGGUGAAGGUCCUCGUAUGGUGAGGGAUGUUUUCCGGCUGGCGAAGGAAAACGCCCCAGCCAUCAUCUUCAUCGAUGAGAUCGACGCCAUUGCCACAAAGCGUUUUGAUGCACAGACUGGGGCUGACAGGGAAGUGCAGAGAAUCUUACUCGAGCUGCUCAAUCAGAUGGACGGCUUUGACCAGAAUGUCAAUGUCAAGGUGAUCAUGGCCACCAACAGAGCCGACACUCUGGACCCGGCUCUUCUCCGUCCGGGUCGCCUGGACAGAAAGAUCGAGUUCCCGCUGCCCGACCGCAGGCAGAAGCGUCUCAUUUUCUCCACCAUCACCAGUAAAAUGAACCUCUCAGAGGAGGUCGACCUGGAGGACUAUGUGGCCCGACCAGACAAGAUCUCCGGAGCUGACAUCAACUCCAUCUGCCAGGAGGCUGGCAUGUUGGCAGUGCGGGAGAACAGGUAUAUCGUCCUCGCCAAAGACUUUGAAAAAGCCUACAAGACGGUCAUCAAAAAGGACGAGCAGGAGCACGAGUUCUACAAGUAGACAAAAAUACCAUUGAGAGGAAUUUAAAAAAAAAAAAAAAAAGUGUCCAGACACACGUUUGUUAUUGAUUUCCAUCUGUGUGUCUGUAUCUACAGCGAGUCUUUUGUGGAUUCACGACCCGCAUUGAUUUUUGGACUAAAUUUACUCACUGCAGCACUUGGGGCCUAACGUCAGCCCGGCCCUGUGUCACACUACCAUGUGAAGGAGUGUGUUUUCCUACAGGCCCUCCACUAGUUCCUAAAAAUAUCUUGCCCUGACUGUAGCUAGGAUAGAACAUUUGUUAUCUGUGUGUACUCUCUGAACAACACGUUACCUUAAAAAAAAUCCAUUAAAACAUGUUUUCCAUAAAAACA
Molecule: messenger RNA, 1702 nt
Organism: Archocentrus centrarchus (flier cichlid)
Lineage: Eukaryota; Metazoa; Chordata; Actinopteri; Cichliformes; Cichlidae
Gene: psmc4
Product: proteasome 26S subunit, ATPase 4
Exons: 11
Coding region: 96-1349 (417 amino acids)
Molecular function (GO): ATP binding; ATP hydrolysis activity
Source: RefSeq, a predicted model, not a curated record